AUGUCGGAUACUUGGCGCAAAGGGUUCUCAACACCCCGUCGGCGACUGGGUGGUUUACUUCGCACAUCACCAAAGAAGUUGUUUCUUUUCACAAUCGCUAUUUUUGUCACGUUUGUUCUACUUGCCGGAGGAAGUUUUCGAGCUAGGCGUUAUUACGUCGAGAAGGCUAAGACAGAAGAGAGAAUCCCCUAUCACUGGGAGAAAUACCCCAGGUUAAGUGGAUUUUACAAUGGUGUGCGCUCGCUUGUGAACUACACGGACUGGAUUCCCGAACAACAAAUCACGGAAAAGACUAAACCCCUAAUUCACAAGACCCCUCCUAUGGACCCAGUUGUUGUUAAUCCGUAUCCCGACUUCAGCUCUAGCGAGUAUCUUAAGGAUCACCAGCCUGUGCAAAGAUGUUAUGUGGAUGAAAAUGAGAAGUUCCCGGCGCCUGAUAUCUUCGCAUAUCCCGGUAUACCUGCUGGAAUGCCUGCUCCGUUCUGGGGAUCGUACGAGAGCAUCGGCGUUGCGCCAGAUAAAUGCUGGGAACGGUUUGGUCGUUUCGGUCCUUACGGUUAUAGCUACAAUCCUGCCGAGGGGGGUUUAGGACUAUCGAAUAAUUCGGCGCAUGCAGGUGCCGAGAAGAUCCAAGAGAUGUUUACCAAGGUUGAUUAUCGCAAUGUGAAUUGGGGCAGAGCGCAGAAAAAGUGCUUUGAGAAGAACCAGAACCGAUUUGAUACUGAAGCAGCGGCACGUAUCAACGGCUCUACUGAAGACAAGAAAGUAGUUAAACGCUCUGCUUAUGUACUACGAACUUGGACCGGCUACCAGUAUACCGACAUCCAACUCUUAUCUCUACGAGCUAUGAUUAACGAGUUAUCCCUAAAAUCAGGCGGCGAAUAUGACGUACAUCUGCUUGUUCAUGUCAAAGAUAACUCGAUACCAAUUUGGGCGUCCGACGAAGUUUAUAACCAGACAAUAAGAGAUAAUGUGCCUGAAGAAUUCUGGGGCAUUACGACAUUGUGGUCGGAACAGCAGAUGCGAACUUACUAUCCCGGACCGUUCCCUGAAGAAGACAACGUCGAGAAUCAUUCCAAGUCUGAUAUCCAUGGUGUUUACCGAAGUGCUCAUUUCGCCCUGCAGUGGUUUUCGCAGCAGCACCAAGAAUACGAUUUCUUUUGGAAUUGGGAGAUGGAUCUAAGAUACACGGGCCACUACUACGAAUUCCACAAUGGUAUUUCAAAGUGGGCAGCGGAACAGCCUCGAAAACUACUAUGGGAGAGAAGUUCUCGAUUCUGGAUACCUGGUAUUCAUGGUUCAUGGUCCAAGUUUUCUCAACUAGUUGAACGAGAGACGAUAGAGAGGAAAGAGGAACCAGUUUGGGGUCCGGUGACAUUUCCCACUUCCGACCGUGGUAUGCUCCCAUCUCCUAAGGAGAACACACCACCAACCAAGAUCGAAGAUGAUGAUUACCGAUGGGGCGUAGGUGAAGAUGCGGACCUAAUCGUCUUUGACCCAUUAUUUGAUCCGUCAAAGACAAACUGGGUCUUCCGCAAUGACGUAUCAGGAUAUAACACGUCCCUUGAGACACCGCCUCGCCGAGUAGCAAUCAUUACAGUUGCACGACUUUCAAGAGGGUUAUUGAAUACUAUGCAUGAGGAGACGUUCCGUUUGCACCACACUAUGUUUCCAGAGAUGUGGCCUCCGACGGUUGCUCUUCACCAUGGAUACAAAGCCGUUUACGCGCCACACCCGGUUUACUUUGAUAGACAAUGGCCGCUAGAUGUCAUGGACAAAACUUUUAACUAUCCACCUACCCCGCAAGAUAGCCCGUUUGGUUGGGGUGAGCACAACAUGCAAGGUGGUAGUUUCUACUACAAUGCUGGUUUCAGCGGUGCAUUGUGGCGACGAUGGUUCGGAGCUAAGGAGAAUGGUGAGGGCGGUAAGAAGAUGGAGGAAUCUCGAUCGGACCGUAUGUGUCUAAGAGGAACGCUCUACCACCCGAUAAAAUCUGAGAGCAUCGAAUGA
Molecule: messenger RNA, 2010 nt
Organism: Daldinia childiae
Lineage: Eukaryota; Fungi; Ascomycota; Sordariomycetes; Xylariales; Hypoxylaceae
Exons: 2
Coding region: 1-2010 (669 amino acids)
Source: RefSeq, a predicted model, not a curated record